ACAGCGGCAGCUCUGUGUUUAAUCAGCGAAGACUUUGUGGAACACCGUUUCGUGUCCUCUUGCGCUUAUCACCUUUUUGUUCAGAAAAACAUCGAGAUCUUGGAAAACGACAUUAGACUCAACGUGGAGAAGAAAGUCUGCUUUGGUUCAAGAUGAUUUAAGAUACGUUGAUGUGACGGGACAUUAUAAAGUCGUUUAAAAAAAACAAAACAAACAAAAAAAAACAAACGAAGGGAGUUUAUUCCGCCUGUUGAUACAAUACAGGUUUGGGAAAAAUAGAUCGCCUGUUGUAAGUAUUUCCCCGUUUGCCAAGUACUGAAGAUUGAAACAGACUGAAAGUAAGGUAUUUAUACACCGAUUUUAUGAUCCAAUGGACAUAAAGUAAGUAACUAAGAGAAAGAGGAGACCAAGGACACUAUCAUCGUAGUAACACGGUGUGGGCACACUGUCCUAGUUUUUAUUUCGGGAUUUCGAGCAGGAUUUAAUUUUAAAAUAAGGCCUAUUCAGUAUUUUUUAUUCAUUUUGUUUUAUAUUUCAUUUGCUCUUUUUAUGUCUGACAAACCAAGGUUGGGAUAUUGUUGAACACACUGUCACGCUCUCUGGAAGUUGGAAGAACUGCACAAUUAUUUUAGUAUGGUAGAUUGCGUUUUGAUCAUAUUUACUCGUAGGUGUCACGCUUCUGGCCAAUGCUGCAUGUGUUGCUACUUAUAAUAAUUUAUACAGCGCUUUGCACAUCGUUAAUUGAAUGUGUAUUAUCUACAAAGUAGCACGGAACGCAGUCUCAACCUGUUCAGAGUCGUGGCUUGUUAUCAGAUGGUCUCUAGUUUGUUAGCUGAGCUGUAGUUACACACACUGGAGCACCAUGGACAUUGUUGAUGACAAGAGGACUGACCAGAGGUUUACUGACAAGAAUCAGAGACUGGUGCGGGGAAUUGUAGACCAGCAGGGAGUAGAAAUACUCAGCGUUAUGGAGCAGAGAGCUGCUGAUACCGAAGGAACCAGCCUGGUGGAGGUAGUGCUGACAGGCGGGGCGCCCUGGGGAUUCACUCUCAAAGGGGGUCUGGAGCACAGAGAGCCGCUCGUCAUAACUAAGAUCGAGGAAGGCAGUAAAGCUGCAGCAGCAGGGAAGCUCCAGGCCGGGGAUGAGAUUGUCAGCAUCAACGAGUUCCUGACCGGAUACAGACAAGAGGCCAUUUGUCUGGUGAAGGGCUCCCACAAGUCGCUGACGCUGGUGGUCAAAAGGAAGAUGAAAAUGAUGGAUAUUGUAGCACAGAAAAUGCCUUCAGAAACUGACGUUCAUGUGGCCAGGAGCUUUCUUACCAAGAUUUUGAGGAGUUCCAUGAGAAAGAAUCGCUUUAAAGGGAGAAAUGAACCUGUGAUCCGGCCUCACUCCUGGCACUCCACCAAGUUCACAGAGAGCCAGUCUGAAGCUGCCCCUGCUGUCUGGCCCACCAGAUACGACACAAGUUCGGCUUCACAUGACCUGUCUAACUCAUGGGAUCAGACGAACCUGCAGCGAUUUUCCGAUCAGUUCAGCUCCCUGGGCAGCAUGGACAGCCUAGACCAUUCCUCCAACAGCUGCCAGCAUGGACGACUCUCUCCUGCCAAGUCCAACAACAGCAUCGACAACCUGGUAGGAGGCAGCGGUGGAGGCAGCAGCAGCAAGCGGGAUUCGGCUUAUAGCUCUUUCUCUACCAGCUCCAGUACCCCAGACUACACUUUGUCAAAGAGCAACGCAGCCUCCACUGAGAACAUGCUGUAUAAAGUGGGCCAAUGUGACUCUGGGAGAUAUGGAAACGGGAGGCACAGCCAGAGCCUGAAUGAGAACAGCAGAUUGGAUGACAGGCAGGGAUAUCUGCAGCUGCCGGCUAGGAAUGGGGGCAGAGAAAGCCCAAGGACAGAAGAGCAGCCUGGAUCACGGCACUCCAGCUCAGGGAAGUCCAGCUUUGGCCCGGUGUGGCACGUCCCUGAAAAGAAGAGUGCCCCCUCCCCGCCACCUCCCCUCCCUCCGGUCCGCAGCGAUAGCUUUGCAGCUACCAAAGUUCACGAAAAAGGUCUCCUUCCGCCUUACUCUGAGAGAUCUGACCCCCAGAACUUUAAAAAACCUCAACCCAGGGUUGCAGGCGGGCCACCUGUCGAACCUGCAGACUAUCAACAGAAGCUCAUCCGUGUCAAUGAAAGAGGACCUGGUGCAAGGAGGAGCUGUAACCCUCCUCCCAAGAACGAUUCUUCCUCGUACCUAUCGAUGGACAGCUAUAAUAAUAACCAGUUAAGUGCUAAUCGGUUACAGUCUUUGUCGAGCACAGAUGUACGGAUUGGCCAACCUCCCCAUGUGUAUGUGGCCCAUCACCAGCGGCAGUACAGUGACGAAAGCACUUUAUAUACGCACACUCGGUCUACUGCAGUACCAAAGCAACAGAGUGUUGGCAACUAUUAUAACAGCAUGCAAGAGUUACCGACUGACAACUUUAAUCAGUACUAUAAUCAGGCCCAAGUCAGGACCUCUAGUGCUUCCUUGGCCAAUCCCCCUACAGAGCAAAAUAUGGAGAGUGCAGGGCAUAACAGAUAUUACUGCGUUACAGCAAGGCAGCCAGCCCAGUCGGUCUCUCAGGCAUCACUGGUGAAAGUUGAAAACUGGAAAGGUUGCACAGGGACAGAGUCGGCCCAGGGACUAAGUGAAAGGAACUCGCCUGCUCCCACAAAGGUCCAGAAACCAAAAUACCCACUACCUCACCCUGAAGUACAGGAGAACAGUGGCUAUUAUUGGCUGGAGGACAGCCAUGACAGGUCUCCUGCAACCGUGGAAGAGAUGCCAUCGGUAAAACCCAUUGGCGAUGAAAGGGGAAGCCAGAAGAGUAACAAUGGAUAUCAUUUAGAAUCUCAUUACAUUGGCUUUACCCAUAACACACAGGAUAACCUCAAGAACUGUGGUGUUGUUCAGCAGAGAAGUCAGCAAAAAGAGCCCCAGUGGCCAGAAGAUGAAGGCAAGAUUUGUCCACAGAAAACCCCAAUGUUGCACUCCCUAGCUCAAGAGAGCAAACAUUUAGCCUCCAAACAGGUGGCGCCUCCAAACAGCUACAGGCAGGAUGCUUUAGACCCUCUUGCCACAAAACAGCAGCGACGGAGCGACCGUUAUGCCACCACAUUACGGAAUGAAAUUCAAAUGAGAAGAGCCAAGCUACAGAAAAGCAAAAGUGCAGCCACCCUGACGGAUCCCGACGAGGUUGAAGAGGAAGCUGAAAGCUGGAAGGAGGAGUCAGCUGAGCACUCCACAUCAUCUUCAGAUGGCUCCUUCUCCAACACUUACAAGGAUCACCUGAAGGAAGCUCAGGCCAGAGUUCUUGGGGCUACAUCUUUCAGGAGACGGGAUCUGGAGCCUGUAUUGCUUGAGCAUCCAGCAAGCCCAUCUGAUACCUUGCCCUGUUACCCCACAAUGACAUCAUCUCAUCCACAUAAAGAUGUUAACCCCCAGCCUGGCUUUCCUGAGGCCCCACAAAGCAAACCUAUCCCUGCAGCUGCUGGUGGUGCUUCCCACAAGUCUCGCAUCGGUGGCAGGAAACGCUUCACAGCUGAACAGAAAGUCAGAUCCUACUCUGAGCCAGACAAGAUGCAUGAGGUGGGAGUGAGCAAGACCCACCAUCAUUCCAAUAAUGCUGAUAAGUUCAUUACUUUUGCAGAUCGACGCAAAUUCUUUGAAUCAACCAGCAAGCCUGCAUUCCUAAAACCGGCAAACAGGCCAAACCAACAGGGCUCCGUCGACGAACAAAGUGAGGUCAGAUCUUCCAGAAGACUACACCCUAAUGAGACUGAGGAGUCUUGGUAUGAGCGGAGAGUCCGUGCCACCUCCUUUGGCUACGAAAGCUCUCUGGGAGCUCUUCACGAGGAUAAAGAUAACUAUAGGGAUAUAAGCAAGAAGUACUCAGACAGGUAUAUGAUGCUGGAACAGCAGCGCUUAGGUACUUUUGCAGAGUAUGAGGCUACCUGGAAUGAGCAAAAGAAGCCAUCAGAAGCAAAGACCUCUGGAAUGUACCACUCUGCUGACAACAUCCUGGAUUCAGGGUUCGAAGAGCAUAGUAAACCUCAGUACGUGCAUGAAAGAUCCAGGUCAUCUCCGUCUGCAGAUUUCUAUGGAAAGAGUGUUGUUGUGCAAGCAAAGAAGAAAGCUGAAAAUUCUCAAAAAGACCAAAAACUUCCUGGGGCUAAAAACACAGAUUGCGACAUUUCUGUAGCAAGCCUCUCUCCUGGUUGUACUGUUUCUCUCCAGCCUGCUUACAGCACAGAGCAGACCUGCUGGCUUUCUGUGCCUGACAGACUUUCUGACGGAGGACACAAGGAAUGUAAAUUGGAUGAAAAGCUACUUGUGAAUGACGAAAGCACAGAGGACAAGCACAGAUCAGCCAGCAGGCAGACUCCGCCAGAACAGCUGCUGCGCCCGCCUGCGGAAAGCCGAGAGAGAGCUGUUACGCUGCCCAGUGACUACGGCUACAUAAUUCAAGAAGGGGAAACUGAAAUCAAGAACAGAGAUUUUAACAACGCUGUUCCCACUUACUUAGAGAGCCACACCCUAAAUGAUAAUCGCAUCAGAUCUCAAAGCAUAGGACUGGAUAAUCAGUCUACCACUAUAACUGCAGCACCAUUCAGUAAGAAGAAGGGGCCUGUGCCUCAGAGGCCUCCUCCGCCUAAGCUGGAUAAAUACAAACGUCAAGACAUCCAGUCCUCCUUGAUAGACUCUUCAGAAUCGCUUCUGAGUUCACAAAGGGCUGUUGGGCUUUGUUCCCCCAGCAUAGAGGGGCCGCUGAGUGCCAUCCCUGCCCCAGCCUUGAACACUGCUUCCACUGCAGCAGAACCUGCCCGGGCUGCCAGUCAGUCUGGGGAGACCCAGCACAGAAAGGUGCUGGAGAAUGAGCACAGAACUGUAGAAAAACCUGACGUUGUGCACCAAACCACCACCUCCUCCAAGUAUCCCUGUCUUCUUAAGCCUUCUAUGGAUGUUCCUAGAUCACCUUCUCCACAGUUCGCCCCACAGAGACUUACUGAUAAACCACCUGUCUCCAUAAAAAAUGAAGCUCCAUCAAGAAUCGAAAAAGUAAUGGAGAACAAUACAACUGUCAAAAUGGUGCCUAUCAAGAUUCUUCAUUCCGAAAGCCAUUCUGAAAAGGAGAGCCGACAGUAUCUCCUCCACAACCUCGAACCGAUCAGUGUGCCCGACGAGCAGGAGAAAGACCAGAUAAAGACUCUGGGCACUAAACAGCAGUCCUACUCCCUUUUCUGCGCUUACACAAGACAGAAAGAGGAGCAGAUGAAGGAGGAACAAAACAGGACAUGCGACGUGGCACAAAAUGAGCUGCUUUGGGCAGAGAUAAAGGAUAGUAUUUCACUUUCUCCAGCUAACAGUGCAGUGAAGGCUAAUGACAGGGCAGUAGAUGACUUGAAGACAGAGGAGCUGGCCAGAGAGAUUGUGGGAAAGGACAGAUCACUGGCCGACAUCUUAGAUCCCAAUAUUAAAAUGAAGACCACCAUGGACCUCAUGGAAGGCAUUUUCCCCAAAGAUGAGCAGCUGUUGGAGGAUGCCCAGCAACGCAGGAGGAUUCUCCCAAAACAGAAUUCUCCAAAACCUGCAGAAGAAAAGAAAAACGAAGAGAACGCAGCCUCCCUGGCAACCAGCUCCUCCUAUUACAACACAUCAGCCCCGAAGGCAGAGCUGCUAAUUAAGAUGAAGGAUAUGCAGGAGCAGAUUGUAGAGGAAGAGGAGGACUUGGAAGACGAGCUGGACCACGACCUCUCAGAGAAGAAGCAAGAGCUGAUUGACAGCAUAAGCAGGAAGCUGCAGGUGCUGCGUGAAGCCCGGGAGAGCUUGCACGAAGACAUCCAGGCCAACAUCGCCCUGGGAGAAGAGGUGGAGGAGAUUGUGAAGCAAGUGUGCAAGACCAACGAGUUUGACAAGUUCAGGAUGUUCAUUGGCGACCUGGACAAGGUGGUCAGCCUGCUGCUGUCCCUGUCCGGGCGACUGGCUCGAGUGGAGAAUGCUUUAAACAACCUGGACGAGACUGCCUCCACAGAGGAAAAGCGCACACUGACAGACAAAAGGAAGCUUCUCAUCAGGCAGCACGAGGACGCGAAGGAGCUGAAGGAAAACUUGGACAGAAGGGAGCGAGUGGUCUUUGACAUCGUGGCCAGCUACCUGAAUGAGGAAAACCUGGCCGACUACGAGCACUUUGUCAAAAUGAAGUCAGCCCUCAUCAUUGAGCAGCGCAAACUGGAGGAUAAAAUCAAGCUGGGCGAAGAGCAGCUGAAGGGUCUGACGGACAGUCUUCCCCCAGAGAGCCGACAGCCGGAACACCGGAUCACCUUUUGAGACAGACUGACUGUGGUGUGAAACUUUUUAAAUCCACUAGGGGGACACAAGCAACAGAAUUUAAAAAAAGUGAGAAAGAUAAAACACAGCACACAUCUUUAGUUUGCAGUCUAUUGUUUCUAAGAUUUCUUUAUUAUUGUAUUGCUUGAAUCCAUUACUUUUUUUUCCCACCAAACUUUGUUUUCUGUAUUCUUGUAAAAAAUUGUCUGUUUUUAAAAGUUAUUGUGACUAUAAGAACAAAGGAGUACUUGAUACAUAUGAGAAAUUUGCUUUGUUUUUUUUUUUCGUUUGUAUGUUGCAAACUCCUACUCUUAAAAAAAAAAAAAAAAAAAAAAAAAAAAAAAAAAAAGAUAAUUCACCCUUUUUUACGAUGCAUUUUUAAAGCAAGGAAUUGUUUGUUCUCGUAAUUUAUUUUAGAAUGUGAUUAGUGGAACUUGAGGAAAGAGCAGUAGUACUCCUGAGUCAGAGUAAUAUAGCUAUCAGAAGACCCUGAUGCAUCUAUGCACAUGUUACAUACUUGUGUAAAAUUCAUUAUUCUGCUUAGGCGUGAUAUUUAAAUGAGUAUCUCUCUUGUAACAUACAUACAUAUCCUAUCACUAUGACCACUUGUUGCUGUUGCUGUAGAGAAAAUCACAAGACUACUUAGUAUCACUGUUUAGGAAAAUAGCACAUUUAUUGUAUCAACCUAACAUCUAACACAAAACACGGUGCUGAUUCAGACAGUGUCACCUCCUUGCAUUCCUGUGCUUUAGUCCUGUUUUUCGUUGUUGUUGGUUAAUGCCAGGGAAAACGUCGGCUUUCUAAGACUUAAAAUGCUUUUAAUAUUGAAGCUUUUGCUAACAGUAGAUAUAACAUAAAGGGAUUGUGUAGAGAUCAGCUGGGCUUGUCUUACAGGUGUGUGUGUGUGUGUGUAUGUGGGGGGGAGUGUUGUAUUUCAAGACUUCUUAAUACUGAGGUUGCACUUUAAUGAGAUCUCCCUUAAAGCAAAAAGAAUUAAGGAAAUGUGUGUGAGUUUCCAUGCUUGUUACAAACGAUAUAUGCUGCAGGUUGAUGCCCUGCAUCGUUUUAAGGUAUAAUCCAUUCAGUAGAAUGGAUGUAAAAGCAGGAGGAGUAAGAUUUAAACCAUCCCAAGUCUCCAGAAUCUACAUAACUUUCGCUACUUUAAUAAGGUCCUUAUUCUCAGUACUGUAGGGACAAAUUAUUUUCCACAACACAAGAAAACCUGUGCAAUAGAAGCAAGUGGGCUGUCCAGUUGUGGGAUCAGGCUUAAGGUUGAGUGUUAAAUUAAAACUCUAGUCUGACUUUUUCUAUACUCAACAUUACAACCAAUGGGAACGAUGAUUUUAAUAAUAGGUUUAUGACAAGUACAGUGUACCUGGCAGGUAAACACCAGAGAGGUGGUUUAUGCCGUCCAGGUGUUCAUUAAAGGGGUAUUCAGAACAAGCUCAAGAUAGCCAUCAUCAGUGCUUUGGCACCUAAUGAUACCUGUAUGGUACAGCUUGUAACCCAUGUUUAAAUGAUCAUCCCAUAGGGGCUGGUGUAAUGGAUCCAAUAUGUUUUUAGUCAUUGUGUUUUUGUUUAAAAAUGGUUUCUUUAAAGAGGAGUUUAUGUGAAAUGUGAAUAAUUAUUUAACUUCAAAAUAAUGUGUAUAUAGCGAGAUUUGGCCCAUACUUUAGCUCUAACCCAGCCCGAUGGAGUAAUGUUUGUAUACCCAAUAAGGAAAAGACCCCACAAAUGAGUUAAAGCUGGUUCCACUGGCUCCAAUUAGCACUAAUCUUAGACUACCAGAUGCCACUGUAUCUAACCAGAGUCUGUGUAACUAUCUGAAAUAUUCCAAACAUUGCUGUUUUAACUUGAUACUUUUAACACUUGUAUGCUCUCAACUGUACAGCUUUAUUCUUAUUUUAAUAAAG
Polyodon spathula (Mississippi paddlefish) is the source of this 8268-nucleotide messenger RNA. Its product is annotated as protein Shroom2-like. The transcript has 13 exons. The record is from RefSeq and is a predicted model, not a curated record. NCBI's taxonomy places the organism in Eukaryota, Metazoa, Chordata, Actinopteri, Acipenseriformes, Polyodontidae. Gene Ontology annotation, molecular function: actin filament binding. Gene Ontology annotation, cellular component: adherens junction; cortical actin cytoskeleton; apical junction complex. Gene Ontology annotation, biological process: actin filament organization. The coding region runs from base 863 to 6355 and encodes 1830 amino acids.